AAUCAGCGAGUGAAGACCAUGAAGUUCAUCCCGAUCUCAGCCGCUGGUCUCCUGGCCUCCCUCCUGGUCUCCCUCCUGGUCUCCCUCCCGGUCCACGCCGGCACCCAGUGUCAGACGAGCAUGACCCUGCAAUGCCAGUAUCUCAAUCUGUUCAACGGAGCCACCUUCACCUACAACGGGGUGGCCGGAACGGCACUCGGACUGAGUACCCCAGUGAACGUCGGCCCCGCCCUGUCCGUGAUCUUCUCUCAGGGACGCCCGGGGAGUGGCUCCUCCUUCGGCUGCAACGUCAUCUGCACUGCAACCACAACCACAACCACAACCACAACCACAACCACCACCGCGACGACCCCCACCACCGCGACGACCCCCACCACCGUGACGACCCCCAGCACCGUGACAACCCCCACCACCGUGACGACCGCCAGCACCGACAUCGUCACUCUAACACCGCAAUGUUACUGCGGACAGUCCCAGAGAUCCUUCAAGCGAGCGGGCGCGGCUCAGAAUCGCUCGACGUCGGACGGGGACCGGAUCGUCGGGGGGACCGUCGUGCCAGGUCAGGGGAAGUAUCCGUGGAUGGCGCAUUUCAACCCCACGCCUGAUACGUUCUGCGGGGGGGCGCUCAUCACCGAAUUGCACGUUCUCACGGCUGCACACUGCUUCGACAGCUACACGGACCCCGUCACGGUGACGUUGGGAGACCUGACGUUAGGGACGACCACGGACGGCGUCUCCUUGGACAUCCCCAGCAGCACCGUGACCGUCCAUCCCCUGUACGACCCGAACAGCCUGAACGGCGACAACGACAUCGCCAUCAUCACGCUCGUAACUCCGAUCGCCUUCGGGGCCAUCCCGUACAUUCGGCCCAUCUGCUUCUCUGCCGCCUCCGGCCCCGCCGUGGGGGACGUCGACGUCGUCGCCGGGUGGGGCGCCACCGCCUGGGGUGGAGCUCUAUCGAAUGAUUUGCGAGAAGCGAAUAUGACAGUCAUCAGCUCGACUCAAUGCAAAGCCAGUUUAAGCUACAUCGUCGACAACAUGUUCUGCGCUCAACAAGCCGAUAAAGCCGUCUGCACCGGUGAUUUGGGAAGUCCUCUCAUGAGGAAAACCUCGGGCGGAUACUACUUGCACGUCGGGAUCAAGCUCUUCCAAGAUGUCGGCUGCACCCCGGGGGGACCCGGAGCCUUCAUGAAGACCAGCGAAGGAAAUACAAUGUUAAAAUCCUGCCUCACUCCAGCCCUCAGCCGUCUCCCUACGUCCCUCAACCCCGCGCCCCCUCCAAUCCCUCAACCCCGCGCCCCCUCCAAUCCCUCAACCCCGCGCCCCCUCCAAUCCCUCAAAGUCGCUGCUCACCUUCCAGUCUCGUGGAUGGCAUCAGCAAGGGCGGCGGCAUCCGACGUCGAUGCCCCAACACCAUGGGACGACGUGGAGGAGCAUUGCAGACGGUUCUCUCACUACGGCAACCACUCCUUCGGCCGUCACAACUACGGCAACCACUCCUUCGGCCGUCACAACUACGACAACCACUCCUUCGGCCGUCACAACUGCGGCUCCCACGUAUACGUGUUCCAGUUCCCAGUACCUCUCCAACGGGCAGUCUCUGGGGUUGACCCAACAGAACUACGCAUUCCCCCGCAUUUGCAGCUGGAGAUUCUAUGUGAGAAUUCGAUGCAAUUUCAGUGUCCGCUGAACAUGUAUUUCCAGUGCUCGUCCAUGAACCUUCCCAGUGGUGCUAUAUUCUACUACAAUUCCAAACGGGGUGACGCGAGCACUCUGCAGAACCCGUUGAUCGUGGGCAGGAGUCUGACUGUCGCCUACUACAGCAACUAUAAACCCGGGUCCCUCUUCACUUGCACGAUCUCCUGCGGUCAGUCGGCUUCAAUCACUCUUCACAUGACUGUAUGA
Molecule: messenger RNA, 1905 nt
Organism: Darwinula stevensoni
Lineage: Eukaryota; Metazoa; Arthropoda; Ostracoda; Podocopida; Darwinulidae
Source: the annotation of a GenBank genome assembly